ACGUUAAUGACGUUUCUUUCUUGCGUACUUUGCUUUGCAUACAAACAAACACUGGUUUUGCGUAAAAGGUGAAUUUUAUCCUGUUAAUGCAUUUGUGAUUGCCCGAAAAUAUAACAUUAAAGAGAUGGCAGUACCACCUCAAGCGUUUGUUAAUAAGCACAAGAAACAUUUUCUUGGUAUUCCAGCCCCUUUAGGUUAUGUAGCUGGUGUUGGAAGAGGUGCCACUGGUUUCACCACACGGUCUGAUAUUGGUCCAGCGCGAGAUGCGAAUGAUGUGUCUGACGAUCGACAUGCUCCACCAGCAGCUAAACGUAAGAAAACAGAGGAAGAAGAUGAUGAUGAAGACUUGAAUGAUUCCAAUUAUGAUGAGUUUUCUGGAUACAGUGGUUCCUUGUUUUCAAAGGAUCCUUAUGAUAAAGAUGAUGCUGAAGCAGAUGCGAUUUACGAGUCUAUAGAUAAACGCAUGGAUGAAAAAAGAAAAGAGUAUAGAGAAAAAAGGCUCAAAGAAGAUUUGGAGAGAUAUCGUCAGGAAAGACCUAAAAUUCAACAACAAUUUUCUGACCUUAAACGUGAACUGAAACAAGUGUCCGAAGAGGAGUGGGCUGCUAUCCCUGAAGUGGGAGAUGCACGCAAUAGGAAACAACGUAAUCCGCGUGCGGAAAAAUUCACACCUCUACCUGAUAGUGUGCUGUCCCGGAAUCUAGGAGGCGAAUCCACUACUUCCAUUGACCCUGGAUCUGGUCUGGCAUCUAUGAUGCCCGGUGUGAUGACACCAGGAAUGUUGACUCCUUCAGGUGACUUGGAUUUAAGAAAGAUUGGUCAAGCAAGGAACACAUUGAUGACAGUGAAACUAUCACAAGUAUCGGACUCUGUCACUGGACAAACUGUAGUUGAUCCCAAAGGUUACUUGACUGAUUUGCAGUCCAUGAUACCGACAUAUGGUGGUGACAUUAACGACAUUAAGAAAGCUAGAUUGUUAUUGAAAUCUGUCAGGGAGACAAAUCCAAACCAUCCACCGGCUUGGAUAGCUAGUGCUCGAUUAGAAGAAGUAACAGGUAAAAUCCAAUCAGCAAGAAACCUUAUAAUGAAAGGUUGUGAAGUUAAUCCUAGUAGUGAGGAACUAUGGCUCGAAGCAGCUCGAUUGCAGCCACCGGACACUGCAAGGGCAGUCAUAGCACACGCUGCGAGGAACCUGCCCCACAGUGUCAGGAUUUGGGUUAAAGCUGCUGAUUUGGAACAGGAAACAAAGGCUAAACGACGUGUAUUCCGCAAGGCUUUAGAACACAUACCUAAUUCCGUUCGCUUAUGGAAAGCAGCCGUCGAAUUAGAGAACCCUGAAGACGCUCGUAUAUUACUUUCAAGAGCCGUUGAAUGCUGUCCCACAAGCGUGGAACUAUGGUUGGCCUUGGCAAGAUUAGAAACGUAUGAGAAUGCUAGGAAAGUGUUAAAUAAAGCGAGAGAAAACAUACCCACUGAUCGCCAAAUUUGGGUUACGGCCGCUAAAUUGGAAGAAGCUCAUGGCAACACUCACAUGGUAGAGAAGAUCAUAGAUCGUGCGAUUACGUCCCUCAGUGCUAACGGGGUAGAGAUUAACCGCGAACAUUGGUUCAAAGAAGCUAUGGAAGCCGAAAAAUCUGGAGCCGUUCACACUUGCCAGGCUAUCAUUCGUGCUGUAAUAGGACACGGUAUAGAACCAGAAGAUCAAAAGCACACUUGGAUGGAAGAUGCUGACGCUUGUGCUAGCGAAGGCGCGUUCGAAUGUUCGCGCGCAGUUUAUGGAUACGCCCUGUCAGUGUUUCCGUCGAAAAAGUCCAUAUGGCUCAGAGCUGCCUAUCUGGAGAAACAACACGGCACCAGGGCGAGUCUCGAGGCUUUACUGCAGCGGGCCGUCGCACAUUGCCCCAAAUCGGAGGUGCUGUGGCUUAUGGGAGCGAAAUCUAAGUGGCUAGCUGGUGAUGUUCCGGCCGCUCGAGGCAUUCUAUCGCUAGCUUUCCAAGCGAAUCCCAACUCUGAGGAGAUUUGGCUCGCUGCCGUCAAACUGGAGAGCGAGAACAAAGAGUACGACAGAGCGAGACGAUUGCUCUCCAAAGCUAGGGCUUCUGCGCCCACGCCGAGGGUAAUGAUAAAAUCUGCCAAAUUAGAAUGGGCCUUAAAUAACAUGGACGAAGCUCUGAAAUUGCUUGAAGAAGCAAUUAAGGUUUUUGGUGAUUACGCGAAGCUUCACAUGAUGAAGGGAGAAAUCGAGGAGCAAAUGGGCAAGAAUGAUGACGCACAUAACACUUAUUCACAAGGGUUGAAGAAAUGUGCUACAAGUGUACCGAUGUGGAUAUUGCUAUCAAGAUUAGAAGAAAAGUUGAAGCAUGUUACAAAAGCGAGAUCUGUCCUAGAGAAGGCAAGAUUGAGGAAUCCUAAAAACGCGGAGUUAUGGUUAGAAAGUGUCAGGCUCGAAAGGCGGAACGGUAGCGCGGAGAUCGCGAACGCUGUGAUGGCGAAAGCUUUACAAGAGUGCCCCACCGCUGGGCGUUUGUGGGCCGAAGCCAUCUUCAUGGAGUCCAGGCCGCAGAGGAAAACUAAAAGCGUGGACGCGUUAAAGAAAUGCGAGCAUGACGCGCACGUGUUACUGGCGGUAUCCCAGCUGUUUUGGACCGAGAGGAAACUCAACAAAUGCAGGGAAUGGUUCAACAGAACGGUAAAGAUCGAUCCGGAUCUCGGUGACGCUUGGGCAUAUUUCUACAAAUUCGAACUACUUCAUGGUAACGAACAACAACAGGAGGACGUUAAAACCCGCUGCAAGACCGCUGAGCCGCACCACGGCGAGCAGUGGUGUAAAGUCUCCAAAGAUAUAGCCAAUUGGUGCUUUAGCAUCGAACAAACGUUACUGCUAGUGGCUAAAAACCUACCUGUACCUACUUAGAUUGGAUUAGAAUAAGACUGAUUUCUAUACC
Molecule: messenger RNA, 2945 nt
Organism: Chilo suppressalis (striped riceborer)
Lineage: Eukaryota; Metazoa; Arthropoda; Insecta; Lepidoptera; Crambidae
Source: the annotation of a GenBank genome assembly